Messenger RNA from Aspergillus pseudotamarii, 5742 nucleotides. RefSeq names its product non-reducing polyketide synthase encA (gene encA). Lineage: Eukaryota; Fungi; Ascomycota; Eurotiomycetes; Eurotiales; Aspergillaceae. Gene Ontology annotation, molecular function: fatty acid synthase activity; 3-oxoacyl-[acyl-carrier-protein] synthase activity. The coding region runs from base 1 to 5268 and encodes 1755 amino acids. The transcript is spliced from 4 exons. Gene Ontology annotation, biological process: fatty acid biosynthetic process; secondary metabolite biosynthetic process. The record is from RefSeq and is a predicted model, not a curated record.
AUGCGAAUCUUCCAUUUCAGCAACAAGUUUCCUCCAGAUGAUCUCUCGGACCUGUUCCGACGACUACGUUUGCAUUCAAAGUGCCCAAAACAUGUGAUCUUGGCCAGAGUGCUAGAGGAGGUAACAGAUGUCGUGCGGGAGGAAGUCACUCGGCUUCCGGCCGAAUUGCGAAGUCUCUUGCCCCCUUUCCAAUCUAUCCUCGAUCUUGCAGAGAGCUUCAAUUGGCAUCAAGGGCCAUUGUCAGGAACAUUCGAGUGUGUCUUUUUGGUUCUUGUACCGGUAUGCCUGUUUGUUGGAAAUUAUGAGAGUCGGCCAGAUGAAUUCAUCUUCCGCCGACAUACAUCACUGUUUACUGGGCUCGGCCUGGGCUUCUUAGCUGCCACGGCAAUCGUAGCAUCUCCCUCUUUAUGCAACGUGCCAGCCACCGUGGCGGAGGUUGUGCGCAUUGCAAUGAGAACUGGUCUUCUGAUAUAUCAGAGAUCUCAAGACCUCGAACCGCAAGGCCUUAAUGGAGCACUUGAGAGUUGGACAAGCAUUGUGAAAGGUAUGGGCGAGGUAGCUGUACGAGAAGGAAUCGACGAAUACAAUUCAUCCACAGACACUCCACAACCGAGUUCAAUCUACAUCAGUGUAGUUGAGCCUGACGGCAGUAUCUUCAUAAACGGUCCACCGUCUAGGCUGCGCAAAUUCUUUAACGCGUCAGGAAAAGUGCAAUCAGCAGCUCAUGCUCCGUUAGCUGUAUAUGGGGGGCCCUGUCAUGCACCACACCUAUACAACCACAGCAACAGUUCGUGGGUUGUGAAGCAAUGCCGUGCGGAGGUUUCAUCUCGUGAUAUCUCCCAUACGGCCCACCUUCUUUCCAUGGCAGAUGGUAGCCCCUUGGAAGCAGAUACGGCAAUAGAGCUAUUUGAAUCCGCCACGUAUAUUCUAUUAACGAGCAUCAUUCGCUGGGGUGUUGUGGUGGAAUCCAUCACAACCUCAUCGUCACUAUGGGAGAAUGACAUCAAGCUGCAAGUUGACAUGCUCAGACCUUCUCCUGCCGUGGAUGGCUUAGUGUCUGCAAUUCAGAAGAGUCGCCCUGGUUGCACGGCCUGCGUAGUGGACUUUGGGGAGUGGAUAUUUGAUGAUGCUCAGAUUGAUUCACAUGUUGCCCACGAAAGGAUCGCAGUGGUUGGCAUGUCUUGCAGGCUACCUGGAGGGGCGGACGAUUUAGAGUUGUUUUGGGAGCUUCUUACGGAAGGGUGCGAUGUUCACCAGAAAGUCCCAGCAGACCGAUACGAUGUUGAUAGCCAUACAGACGUUACAGGCAAGCGGCCCAAUACCAGUCAUACUCCGUUCGGUUGCUUUGUAGAUCAACCAGGGCUCUUCGACGCCGGUUUCUUCGACAUGUCUCCUCGUGAAGCAGGACAAACCGAUCCCACCCAUCGCCUUGCACUCCUUACGGCCUAUGAAGCCCUUGAACAGUCAGGUUAUGUUCCUGACCGUACUCGAUCUACCAGACGAGAAAGAGUGAGUACGAUUUAUGGUCAGUGCUCUGAUGACUAUCGUGAAUGCAACGCCGGGCAGGAUAUCGAUAUGUAUUUCAUUCCUGGGAACUACCGUGCCUUUGCACCAGGGAGAAUCAGUUACUUUUUUAAAUUUUCAGGACCCAGCUUCAAUGUUGACACUGCAUGCUCGGCGAGUUUAGCUGCUGUUCAAAUUGCUUGCUCGGUACUCUCGCGCCACGAGGCAGAUAUGGUAGUCGCCGGAGGAUUGAAUAUCCUCACAGGGUCCGAUAGUUUUGCGGGUCUUAGCAAAGGCUUCUUUUUGUCUAAAACCGGAAAUUGCCAGGUCUUUGAUGACGCUGCAGAUGGCUAUUGUCGUGCCGAUGGGAUCGGAUCUAUUAUACUCAAGCGGCUGUCCGAUGCCCAGCAAGAUAACGAUAAUAUUCUGGGACUCAUCGCAGGCAGCGCCACUAACCAUUCCUCCAAUGCAAUUUCAAUAACCCAUCCACAUGCUCCUACGCAAGCCAAUCUUUACCGCUCGAUCUUGAUGCAGGCUGGCGUCCGUCCACAAGACGUAGACCUGGUAGAGAUGCAUGGCACCGGCACCCAGGCGGGCGACGCCGCCGAAAUCGAGUCAGUUACAAAGGUGUUCAGUCCAGCUGUGCCUCGACGAUCACAGCCAUUGCGCAUUUCAUCCGUCAAGGCUAAUGUGGGUCACGGAGAGGCGGCAGCCGGCAUUACUGCGCUGAUCAAAGCACUCUUGAUUUUCAAACACAAUGAGAUUCCACCGCAAGUGUGCCACAGAACGACCUUGAAUUCUAGGUUUCCCGACCUUCGACAACUCAAUGUGCAUAUUCCCAGGGAGACCAUUCCCUGGCCACGUUUACCCAGUCGCAAAAGGUAUAUUAUGGUCAACAAUUUCAGCGCGGCUGGGGGAAAUACCAGUCUUCUCUUGGAAGAGCCCCCGGUUAGGCCAAACCCGAAGGAGUGUCCCCAAACGAGAUUCGUUGUUACUGUGUCAGCCAAGAGCACAGUGUCUCUAAUACGAAAUCUGGAAAGACUGCUGGCCUUUCUUGAAAUGCAUACAUUAGUGGAUCUUGCAAGCCUUGCGUACACCACCACUGCGCGUCGUGUGCAUCACAAGUAUCGCAUAGUGGUGCAUGGGAACUCGAUCCAGGAGAUAGUUACAUCCUUUGAACGCCAUUUGACCAUCGCAGAGGCUCAGUGUGCGAUCCAGAAAGCUCCAACCGUCGCCUUUGUCUUCUCGGGCCAAGGUAGCUUUUACCAAGGUGUUGGGCGCCAACUCUUCCAGGAAUACCCACCCUACCGGAAGGAAAUCCAACGGUUAAACGAAAUAUGCACAUUCCACGGCUUUGACUCCAUCCUCCCAGCAAUCACGGGUAAAAGCUCAGAUGUACUUGAGAUUAGUCCAUUCAUGGCACAACUGGUGACAGUAUGUGUGCAGAUCGCCCUAUGCCGCUUAUGGAGAAGCCUUGGAGUGAUGCCGAAUGUUGUUAUAGGCGCGAGCCUCGGCGAAUAUGCUGCACUCUACGCUGUCGGGACCCUAUCAGCCAGUGAUGCUAUCUAUCUCGUCGGGCAGCGGGCCUGGCUGAUGCAGGAAUUGUGUACCAUCAACAGUCACUCGAUGCUGGCCGUCAAGGCGACCGUUGGUGAAAUUCGUCACACUGUGCGGGACAACGCAUAUGAAAUUGCAUGUAUCAAUGGGCCUAGAGAUGUGACCCUCGCCGCUUCUGUCGAAAAUAUUAGUGACAUCCAACAGACUUUGGUAUCGCAAGGAUACCGAGUCGCCAAGUUGAAUGUGCCCUUUGCGUUCCACUCUUCACAGAUCGAGCCCAUCCUGGAACCAUAUAGUAAGAUUGCCCAGUCGGUCAUCUUCCGAAAUCUAAAAACAGCACUCAUAUCUCCUCUAUUGGGUGACGUUGUAUAUGACAGCAAAGCAUUUCCACCAUCAUAUCUGCGUGAUAGCACGAGGGGCACUGUGCGGUUCGCUGAUGCAAUUGCAAAAGCUCAGGAGAUGGGGCUAGUGGACUCCAAGACUGUCUGGGUCGAGAUUGGUGUGCAUCCAAGUUACACCGGUGCUAUGCACGCAAACAUUCCGAACCUUGAGGUGAUGGUACCCAGCUUGAGAUCUGACGAAAGCAAUUGGCAUACAUUGGCUGUCAGUAUGUCAGCCUUGCAUGGGGCAGGCGUUCAUCUUGACUGGAACACCUGGUAUCAGCCCUUUGAGUCAGAACUACGCCUGCUGAAUCUACCUCCGUACCAAUGGAAUCUAAAGAACCAUUGGAUUCAACAUAACGGGGAUUGGCUAUUGCUGAAAGAUAAACGUUCUAAAACAGGACAUAAGAGCUUUCCAGCUCCCGCUCCCCCAUCCUUGCGCACCGCCCUCGUGCAACAGAUCAUGGAGGAAUCAAUGGGGAAAGAUGGUGGAACCAUCGUCAUCCAGUCAGAUGUGACUGACGCUGAUUUCUUCGCCGUUGCUUCGGGACACAAAAUGAGUGGUCGACCACUCGUCUCGGUGUUCGCUUACACCGAUAUCGCUCUGACCAUGGCGAGGUAUAUGUGCUCCAGGCUAAAGCCAGGAAUCCAGCUCUCGGCCAUGGACUUCGGUAAAGUCCGGGUCUUCCAGGGCCUAAUUCCCCGGAAGGAUAGGUCUAAGUCCCAGUACGUGCGAAUGCGCAUGCAAGCAGAUCCCAUGUGCUCUUCCAUGCCGCUGUCAUUGCAUCGAGUCCUCGACGAUGAAUCAAGUGAGGAUGAGCUAGCCACUGGUGUCGUGACGUGCGGAGAUCCACGAUCAUGGCGAGACGAAUGGGCCGCUUACUCUCACCUACUGACAAGCCGUAUUGAAGCGCUGCAUCAGCUAGCAGACCAAGGGCUAGCAAGCCGCGUGUCAAAGGAUUUGGUGUACACACUCUUUAAGAACGUUGUUGACUACGCCGAGCAUUACCGUGGUAUCCAAUCGGUUGUCAUGUACGGCCUAGAAGCAGUUGCGGAUGUCAUUCUGUCACCCAGUCAAGAUAGCCGGUGGACAGCACCUCCUCAUCACAUCGACCCCAUUACACAUGUCGGGGGUCUCAUUCUGAACGCUGGACCAGCCAUGGACCACACCAACACAAUUUAUGUCAUGGAAGGUUGGGAAUCCAUGCGGUUCUCUGACCCUCCGGUGGCCGGAGAGCUGUAUCGAUCUUACGUUAAGAUGAAUCCUACCAGCGAUGAUUCCGGGUGUUUUUCCGGUGACGUAUAUAUCUUGUAUGGGGACCGUGUGAUUGGAAAGGUGCACGAGAUGAUGCUUCGUCCAUUACCUCGCAUUCUCAUGAGUCGUUUUUUUGACCCCCCAGACGGCCAGUAUGGGCAAACGGCUCUGCAAGGACCCUCCUCUUCAGUAUCUUCAAUAUCGCAACAAACAAGUUCAGCCACGACUACAGAGUCCACUCAGUCACAGCAAGAUGAUUCAGAAAAGACGUCGCUCGUUACGCCUGAGAACGAAACCAAGCCUCCAAUCUCGGCAUCCUGGCCUAACACCAGCGGCCAGCUUGUCCGUGACGCUAUAGCUCUAAUCGCGUCCGAAACUGGGGUAGGGUCGGACGCCCUGACGGAUGAAACUGAAUUUUCUGCGGUUGGGGUCGAUUCUCUUCUUUCGCUAGUGUUGGUGGAGAAGUUUUCUCUUGAGCUAAACGUUGAUUUGCAAGGUUCUUUUUUCCUGGAAACUCCAACCGUUGGUGAUCUGAAAGCCUAUCUCGAGGCUAACCAGAUGACUAUGCGCUGAGAUGCGUUUUCAGUGAAGCUUGGUUUAUGUAAGGUAACUCUGAUAUGGUUAAGUUGUAGUUAGUUUACAUAUGCUUACAAGGCAGAUCACUAACAAUUAUUAUGUUGACGAAAAAUUAAGGCAUGAGCCCGAUCGUCGUCUUGAAAAUUCUCCUUUCUCUCAGUAAAUAAAUCUCACCCCUGGUAUCCUACUGAUCAGUUUGCCUAGUCCUCUUGUAAAAGAGCUCCAAACGCUAUGAACAUUAUCCAGAUAGCAAUCAGCUGUUGGGACGAUGUUGAAGAGCUUGGCCUUAUAACGUAUGAAGAACUAAGUACCAGGCCACUUUGGACCUUAAAACCAAAAUAUAUAUUCAGGCAGCAGAACAUGUCACAUUUGUGGUAAACUGGUGGGAGUUGGAAAACUCUCGGCAGGUAUGAUGGUUAUUUUCUUUCUCAAGGCGUUCAGGGCGAGAGCAAUACAGAUCCUACUCGCAAG